This is a messenger RNA of Euleptes europaea (tarantolino), 3291 nucleotides long. RefSeq names its product transient receptor potential cation channel subfamily M member 8 (gene TRPM8). Gene Ontology annotation, molecular function: ligand-gated calcium channel activity. NCBI's taxonomy places the organism in Eukaryota, Metazoa, Chordata, Lepidosauria, Squamata, Sphaerodactylidae. The transcript has 24 exons. Gene Ontology annotation, biological process: calcium ion transmembrane transport. Gene Ontology annotation, cellular component: membrane. The record is from RefSeq and is a predicted model, not a curated record. Bases 1 to 3291 code for a protein of 1096 amino acids.
AUGAGAAGCCGAAGAAAUGGUACUCUGGAGAGUUCAAAAAGUCUUUACUCCAGUAUCUCUCGCAGCACAGAUCUGUCCUACAAUGACAGCGACUUGUUGCAUUUCAUUCAAGAGAACUUUAAGAAGAGAGAAUGUGUCUUUUUCACCAAAGAUGCCAAAUCAAAUGACAACCUGUGUAAAUGUGGCUACUCAAAAUCUCAGCAUAUCGAAGGCACUCAGAUUAAUAACCAAGAGAAGUGGAGUUACAAGAAACACACUAAAGAACUCCUGACAGAUGCCUUUGGAGACAUUGAAUUUGAGAACCUGGGCAAGAGAGGAAAGUAUAUCCGCCUGUCAUGCGAUACGGAUGCCGAAACUCUCUAUGACCUCAUGACCCAGCAGUGGCACCUGAAAACACCCAACCUCAUCAUCUCUGUAACGGGCGGAGCCAAAAACUUUGCUUUAAAGCCACGGAUGCGCAAGAUUGUCAGUCGCUUGAUCUACAUUGCACAGUCUAAAGGGGCCUGGAUAUUCACUGGCGGAACUCAUUAUGGGCUGAUGAAGUAUAUUGGAGAAGUAGUAAGAGAUAAUACCAUCAGUAGGAGUUCGGAGGAGAAUGUUGUCGCCAUCGGCAUAGCUUCCUGGGGGAUGGUUUCCAACCGGGAGACUCUGAUCAGAAACUGUGAUGCUGAGGCAUAUUAUUCAGCACACUACAUCAUGGAUGACCUCAAGAGGGACCCUUUAUAUUGUUUGGAUAAUAAUCAUACACAUCUAAUUCUGGUUGAUAACGGCACUCAUGGGUACCCGUCUGUAGAGGCCAAGCUACGAACCCAGCUAGAAAAAUACAUUUCGGAACGCAUUAUCCCAGAUUCUAAUUAUGGUGGGAAAAUUCCAAUUGUGUGCUUUGUUCAAGGAGGAGGAAGAGAAACUCUAAAAGCCAUUAACACUGCGGUCAAGAAUAAAAUUCCCUGCGUGGUAGUGGAAGGCUCCGGUCAGAUUGCGGAUGUGAUUGCCAGCUUAGUGGAGGCAGAAGGCACCAUGACCUCCUCAUCUGUGAAAGAGAAAUUGCUCAGGUAUCUGCCUCGCACGCUUUCUCGGCUCACUGAAGAGGAGACUGAAAGCUGGAUCAGAUGGAUCAAAGAAGUCCUUGAAAAUCCACAUCUGCUUACUGUGAUCAAAAUAGAAGAAGCUGGAGAUGAAGUAGUGAGCAAUGCAAUUUCUUAUGCUCUUUAUAAAGCUUUCAGUACCAAUGAGCAAGAUAAAGAUAACUGGAAUGGGCAACUAAAAUUGCUUUUGGAAUGGAACCAGCUGGAGCUGGCAGGUGAAGAUAUAUUUACCAAUGAUCGGCGGUGGGAGUCUGCUGACCUUCAGGAUGUCAUGUUUACUGCCCUGGUGAAGGAUAGACCAACAUUUGUCCGCCUCUUUCUGGAAAAUGGCUUGAAUCUGAGGAAGUUUCUCACUAAUGAAGUUUUGACUGAUCUCUACACCAACAAUUUCAGCAGUCUGGUGUUUAAAAAUCUACAGAUUGCUAAGAACUCAUACAAUGACAGCCUCCUUACAUUUGUGUGGAAGAUGGUGGAGGAUUUCAGAAGAGGCGCCAAAAAAGAGGACAAAAAUAUAAAAGAAGACACGACAGAGAUAUGCCUGCCGGUAUCCCCUCCAAUUCCAAGGCAUCCUCUACAGGCUCUCUUUAUUUGGGCAGUUCUUCAAAACAAAAAGGAACUAUCCAAAGUGAUUUGGGAACAGACUAGAGGCUGCACUUUGGCAGCGCUGGGGGCAAGCAAGCUCCUGAAAAGCCUGGCUAAGGUAAAGAAUGAUAUCAACGCUGCUGGUGAAUCAGAGGAACUGGCAAAUGAAUAUGAGACUAGAGCGGUGGAGCUGUUCACGGAAUGCUACAGCAGUGACGAAGAUCUGGCUGAACAACUGCUUAUCUAUUCUUGUGAGGCAUGGGGUGGCAGCAAUUGUCUGGAACUUGCUGUGGAGGCAAAGGACCAGCAGUUCAUUGCCCAGCCAGGAGUCCAGAAUUUUCUUUCGAAACAGUGGUAUGGAGAGAUCUCCAGAGACACUAAAAACUGGAAGAUCAUUCUGUGCCUUUUCCUUUUCCCUUUAAUAGGCUGUGGCUUCAUCUCCUUCAGGAAGAAGCCAGCAGAGACGAGCAAAAAGCUGUUUUUGUACUAUGCCUCCUUCUUCACGUCACCCUUCGUGGUCUUCUCAUGGAACGUCAUCUUCUACAUUGCCUUCCUCCUGCUGUUUGCCUACGUCCUGCUCAUGGAUUUCCAGAAGGAGCCCACCCUGCUGGAGCUGUUCCUCUACGUGCUGGUCUUCGUCCUGCUUUGUGAUGAAGUGAGACAAUGGUACAUGAAUGGUAGAAAGUACUUUUCAGACAUGUGGAAUAUUAUGGACACACUUGGAAUCUUUUACUUCAUAGUAGGCAUUGUGUUCAGGCUCCAGUCUUCAAAUGAAACAUCCUGGUAUUCUGGCAGAGUCAUCUUUUGCUUGGAUUACAUUAUUUUCACUCUGCGGCUCGUUCAUAUUUUCACAGUAAGCAGGAAUCUUGGACCCAAGAUAAUAAUGCUUCAGAGGAUGCUGAUAGAUGUUUUCUUCUUCCUGUUCCUCUUUGCUGUGUGGAUGGUGGCCUUUGGUGUAGCCAGACAAGGGAUCUUGAGGAAGAAUGAACAUCGUUGGGAAUGGAUAUUCCGAUCCGUCAUUUAUGAGCCUUACCUUGCCAUGUUUGGCCAAUAUCCUGAUGACAUUGAUGGUACUACAUACAAUUUUGAACACUGUACCUUCACUGGGAACGAGUCCAAACCUCUGUGUGUAGAACUGGAUUCCAACAACCGUCCCCGAUUCCCAGAGUGGAUCACAAUUCCACUAGUGUGUAUCUACAUGCUGUCUACUAACAUCCUUUUGGUUAACUUGCUGAUAGCCAUGUUUGGCUAUACUGUUGGAUCAGUCCAAGAGAACAAUGACCAAGUAUGGAAAUUCCAGCGCUAUUUCUUAGUUCAGGAGUACUGCAGCCGCCUAACGAUUCCAUUUCCUUUUGUCAUCUUUGCUUACAUCUACAUGGUAUUAAGGAAACUGUUGAAAUGCUGCUGUAAAAAUGAAUGCAAGCAGCCAUCCACUUGCUGUUCAAGAAAUGAAGACAAUGAAACUCUGGCCUGGGAGGCUGUCAUGAAAGAAAAUUACCUAGUCAGAAUCAAUACCAAGGCUAAUGACUCAACAGAAGAAAUGGUUCAGCGAUUUAAACAACUGGAUAUGAAGCUCAGUGAUCUGAAAUGCCUUCUAAAAGAGAUUGCAAGCAGACUCCGAUGA